Molecule: messenger RNA, 378 nt
Organism: Dibothriocephalus latus
Lineage: Eukaryota; Metazoa; Platyhelminthes; Cestoda; Diphyllobothriidea; Diphyllobothriidae
Source: the annotation of a GenBank genome assembly
AUGCCUACACAGUCGUCGUCAGCUACACCUGGGGUUGGUGGGGAUUCUCCAAGUCCGGCGCUCACUGACAAAUUGACGACCUCGCCACUGUCUACUGGUGUUCCCUUAGUCUUUCAGCUUUCCAAUCCCGACGUAAUUUUUGUGGGCCUCCCAGCCGUCGGCUCUGACAGACCACGUCUGGUAACCUCGCCGUCAGACAGUGCCUUCGUGGUCGCUUCGAAGCGUACUGAUGAAGUCCAUCUGCCCCAGCAAACUCAGACGUUGCCCCCUGCUGCCAGGUACACGGUAGCUUCCCCCAAACCCGGAUACCUUUUGGCUGUGUCUUCGGAAGGCAGCGUCUACCAAAUUCCAGAAAAUUACAAUGUCUGCGGCAAAUAA